This is a messenger RNA of Tripterygium wilfordii, 2378 nucleotides long. RefSeq lists its product as uncharacterized. The transcript is spliced from 10 exons. The coding region runs from base 62 to 2077 and encodes 671 amino acids. The record is from RefSeq and is a predicted model, not a curated record. Lineage: Eukaryota; Viridiplantae; Streptophyta; Magnoliopsida; Celastrales; Celastraceae.
UAUUUUAUAUGCUGCUACAGGAAUAGCAAGUUAACAUUGAUAUGGGUUUUGAGCAACUAAAAUGGCCAUGACGAGGUAUGAUGUUUGUCCAAUGGAGGAUGCUGUUUUUACAUUGAUAGAAUAUUUGGUUCAACCACUGUUACCAUCAACAAAAUCGUCUAAGCGGGAUCCGCCACCAUUAUCUCAACAGGAAUUAGUUGCAAAACAGAUUCAUGCAGUCGUCAUACUAUACAACUACUACCACAGGAAACAACAUCCUCAGCCUGAGAAAAUGGAAUUUCUGGAUUUUCCCUCAUUUAGCAAGUUUGUUGUGGAUAUGAAGCCUUCUCUGUUAGCGCAUAUGAAGCUCAUGCAAAAGUCUAAUGAUACUGAAUUGUAUGAUUUGAAAACAGAGCUGUCAUUGACAGAAUACAUGAUCAUGAAUGCAUGUGAUAUAUCUGCAAGUUUGGAUGCAUUGAAGGAUAGUCCAAACAUAGAGAGCUGGCCAGUUUCUAAAGUUACAGUUCUUUUAGUAGACUCGAGAAAGGAGAAUUGCUUUUUACAAGUUGGUUCCAUCACCAAGGGUGUUUGGUCAGUGAUUGAAAAAGAUGUGGAUACCGGGGAUACCAAUGUGGAGCGCACAAUGGAAGGAAAGCAAAUAAAUAAGAAUAAAAGAUCUAUCAGAAGAACUUUGAGAGACAAUACGGCUAUUGAUGAACCUUGCUUUCAGCAACUUGCUUUUUCAGCUGUCAAGGAAGAAGCAGGCAUUGAUCAGAGCUAUCUUACGAUUCUGGAAAGCCAUGUUGUGUAUUCCCUGAGUAAAGAAAAAACAGCUGCUCGCUUUUAUAUAAUGGAGUGUAAUCCACAAGGCAAUGAUAGUGUUUGUUCAGUACCUGUUGAAGAUGCUGUUAACAGCUUGCAGGGCCCUUUGUUUAGAAGGGAUUCUGGUGCAUGGGAGGUUACGAAGGUUGUUGAGUACUUCCAUCUGCUUCCUUAUGCUGGGAUAUUGUCAGACUGGCCUUCUAGGGAAGUGUCUUCAAACAGUUCGCAAAAUCAAUUGCCAGGAUCUGGAACCAUAAAUGUGUGCUCUGUGAAUACAGAAAAACCCGAUGAACAUUUUGACAGAUCUAAACUAAGUAAUGGCACAGUUAGGUGUGUCGGCAGCAAGACCGAUGGCUCCAAUUUCAAAUCACCCAAGAAUGCCGGCGAUAAUUCAAGCUGCGUUAAAGUUCUGUCUGAUGGUUGCAAUGACCAAUACAGCAUGGGACCUGAUUUGUUUGCAUAUAAAGUGGAACAUGAUUACCUAAGCAAUGACAGAUGCGUGAAUAUUGCUACUGAAGUACAACCAAACAAUUACCGGGAACUGAUUGUUCCCUGUACCAAGAGUGAUUUAAAUGCCUCAAGUCAUGAUAAGGUCAUGAAGGUUGAUUCAAAAGUAACACGACGUAUUACUGAUGGUGGUAAACUUGUUGCCUAUGGAGACAAGAACGGCACUCAUAGUUCGUCUGAUCAAGUAGGUGAUCAUGCACUGGUUGCUCAUGAGUCCAAUGCUAAAACCUUUGAAAAGUUACAGAAUGCCAUAGCUUCAAAGGAAAAAUUACUUUCACAAACCGCAUUGAAAGUUCUUCAUCAAAAAAGGGAUAGACUGUCACUUCAGCUACGAAAUAUAGAAGAUGAGAUCGCUCGAUGUGAUAAGGAUAUUCAGACAAUUCUAACUGGUGGUGAAGAUGAUUUGGCAUUGAAAAUAGAUUCUAUUAUAGAAGGUUGUAAUGAUGCAUGCCUCAGAAGUGUUAACCAAGAGAAGUGUCUUGAUGAUCGCUCUCACCAUCUCAAGAGGAAGAGGUUAUCAGAGGCCGUGCUGAAUGUGCAAAGUCCAUGUCAGCAGGAACUGGAUGGUAUAUGUUACGAGAACAAUUGGAUGUUACCCUCGUAUCACGUCUCAGCUUCACAUGGUGGAUUCCAGGCUAAUGUGACACUGCAGGGGGCAGAUUUCAAAUGUUCAUGUGCGAGUGGCGUGCUUCCUGAUCCUUGCAAGGCCAGAGAAUCGGCUGCAUCCCAGGUGCUGGCCAAGAUGCGGAGUAUGGCUCCUGUCCCAUAAGACUAGAACAUGACAUGUCAGCUUUAGCUUCUUUUUGUGGAUAUAUUGCUAUGUGAUAAUAUAGGUGAACGAUCAUUUCAGUAGUUAAUGUGGCAAACGUACCCCUGCAUCAUAAUUUUUUUUUUUUUUUAUUUAUUAGACACAAGAUAGAUGUUACUAAGGUGCCGAAGGGUGCCACCCAGCAAUCCAGAUAAAACAGAGGUUGGUCACAUCAAACUGUUUAAUUUUGGCAGAGUAUUGAGAACCAGAUGUUCUAAAUGUGUCACGUGAACCGUCCGUUUUUGACGAGGUUAACAGUUAA